This is a messenger RNA of Mesocestoides corti, 1125 nucleotides long. The record is from the annotation of a GenBank genome assembly. NCBI's taxonomy places the organism in Eukaryota, Metazoa, Platyhelminthes, Cestoda, Cyclophyllidea, Mesocestoididae.
AUGUAUCGAAUUGUCUCUAAAACAAGGAGCCUUCUACGAACGCUAGUGGCCAUCGAUGGUCGCCAAGUCAGGAGAAGUGUAAAUGCGCGCCGCUCUUUUUUCUCCUUUGUCACGUCAGUUUCGGGUUUUGACAAUAAGCAUGCAAAUUAUGAAAUCCGCAAUAGACCUAGAUGGACAUACGGCGAUGAUGCGUGUUUUAUUUCCAUCACCGAUGCUUGCUGCGUUCUAGGCGUGGCCGAUGGAGUUGGUGGAUGGAGGUCGUACGGCGUUGAUCCAAGCAACUUCUCAAAAACCCUUAUGUCUACAUGUCGGAGGCUAGCCGAAUCUGGUCGUUUUCAGCCAAAUGAACCCAUGCUCCUCGUUACCGAGAGCUACCAUGAAGUUCUAGAUGCUAAAACACCCCUCUUGGGUAGUGCGACAUUUUGUGUGAUUUCGUUGUGCCGCAGCGAUGGACGCCUCCACACCGUGUGUCUUGGCGACUCGGGCUACAUGGUUAUCCGCCAAGGUACCAUCGUAAAACGCUCCUCUAACCAGAAACAUUCGCUGAACACUCCCUUCCAGGUUGCAUGUCUCCCACCUAAUGAACACGGUCAUUUUUAUCGUGAUUCACCCGAACAGGCAAUUCAGGACAGCUUUUCUUUGGAAGCCAGCGACCUGGUAGUUGUUGGAACGGACGGGCUAUUCGAUAACCUCACCGAUCAAAUGAUCCUGCAAGAGCUUACACCACUACAGGCAAGUUUGCAUGUUGCUAUCAUCGCCUUCAAAAGGCCAUGCGUUUACCGCCACCGCAUUUUUAAAGAAAUAAAUGACUGCGGCUUGAAUGUGGCGUCGGAUGAGCUGCUGGAUUGGUGCGCCUACCGCCUCGUUGCGUGUGCCCGCAACGCCGCUGAGAAUCCCAAUUUCGUCUCCCCCUUCGCCAAUGAGGCUCGUCAGUACGGACUCAACAUCGCGGGUGGAGUUCGUGGCGAUAUAACAGUGAUGCUGGCUCUGGUCGUUGACGAGGCCGUCUCCGCAGACACACAGUCGGCCGAACCUUCUUCCUCAGACGACGGCGACGACAGGAAGAAACGUGUGUUCAGGAUCUCCCCCAGUCGUUCCUCCCUGGUUAGCGCUGCCGUCGACUGA